Rhodotorula graminis WP1 is the source of this 276-nucleotide messenger RNA. Its product is annotated as 60S ribosomal protein L37. Gene Ontology annotation, molecular function: structural constituent of ribosome; RNA binding. Lineage: Eukaryota; Fungi; Basidiomycota; Microbotryomycetes; Sporidiobolales; Sporidiobolaceae. The coding region runs from base 1 to 276 and encodes 91 amino acids. Gene Ontology annotation, biological process: translation. The record is from RefSeq and is a predicted model, not a curated record. The transcript is spliced from 5 exons. Gene Ontology annotation, cellular component: ribosome; cytosolic large ribosomal subunit.
AUGACGAAGGGUACCACCUCGUUCGGUCUCCGCCACACCAAGAGUCACACUCUGUGCCGUCGCUGCGGCCGCCGCUCGUUCCACAAGCAGCACAAGUCGUGCGCUUCGUGCGGCUACCCCGCGGCCAAGCUCCGCUCGUACGAGUGGGGACAGAAGGCCAAGCGCCGCCACACCACUGGCACUGGCCGCAUGCAGCACCUGAAGGGCGUCUCGCGCCGCUUCAAGAACGGCUUCCGCGAGGGCACCACCGCCACCCGCAAGGUCAAGGCGGAGUAA